Cydia splendana is the source of this 1666-nucleotide messenger RNA. RefSeq lists its product as uncharacterized. The coding region runs from base 260 to 1162 and encodes 300 amino acids. Gene Ontology annotation, molecular function: heme binding. The transcript has 8 exons. Lineage: Eukaryota; Metazoa; Arthropoda; Insecta; Lepidoptera; Tortricidae. The record is from RefSeq and is a predicted model, not a curated record. Gene Ontology annotation, cellular component: membrane; intracellular membrane-bounded organelle.
AAGUUUAGAUGUAGGUAUCGCACUGGCGUUUGCUAAAAAACUUUUAAAAAUAAAAGAGCGCCUAAACAUAUAACAUUAAAUGCGUUAAAAUCCUAAAUAAUUAAUCUAUAUUUACAAUAUUUAGGAGCUGAAGUGAAGUGAAAUGCUUUAGUAACUAAAGUUAGGUAACUACUGUAUUUACACAAGUGUCUAACUGGCAGGUCUGCCUCGGAAGGCGCGGAAGUUGGUGUCUACUUAUUUGGGGAGUCAACAACUCAACAUGAUAUUUCUCGUGUUGCUCGUUGUGUUAAAAGGAAUAGCGCAGGCUUCCUUUGUGUCAGAACUAGGGGGCGGCUGCGCUUACAUGGCUGGAGCGGCUGUAGACCCCGGCUCGCAUGUUAAGAAACUAGCCAAAGACGCGAGUGACUUUGAGAAAUUCCCUGAUAAGUCUAAACUGCCGCAGAAAACCUUCACGUGGGAAGAGGUAAAGCAGUUUGACGGCGAGCAAGGCCGCCCCAUGUACCUCGUCAUUGACAACAACGUUUACGACUUCACCAACUUCGCUGAUUUGCACCCAGCAGGCCCAGAGCCGCUAAAGCAGCACGCGGGCAACGACGCGAGCGCAGCGAUGCGCGCCGCGCGCAUGCCCAGUGCCGUCAUGGAUGUCUACAUACACCGGUUCAAGGUCGGCGCUGUCGAUGUCGUAGGCGGGAACUGGGUAUUGAAAUUCAAGAAUGUGCAAGCAAGAAAAAAGGCGGAAUCAGACUUCAAUUAUAUUUCAAUUUUCAAUUAUUUAAAUGAAGAUAACAGAGAUCCCAUUGUCAUGGCUGAGACACAGUACAGACUAACGGACGUGCAAGCACGCAACGGCAAACUUGGUGCACCUAUCUGGAUCGUAUACAAAGACUCCGUCUAUGACGUCACCAGUUAUGUUGAGCAACACCCUGGAGGCGACGACGCCGUCACAGCAGAAGCAGGCACCGACGCCACGAGUGCUUUCCAAGACGUCGGCCACUCCGACGACGCCAAGACCGUCCUCGCUAAAUACAAGAUUGGGGAGAUCAUAGAGGAGGAAAAAAAAUACGACGCCAACGGCAAGAAAAAGAAAAAAGUUGUGGCAGCGAAAGACGAGGGCACAGGCAGAAGCUGUCUAAACACUGUCACUUGUGGUUUAUUAGGCUAACCAACAUUAUCUCAAAUCUACACGUAAUUACACAACUCCCUGUAACAUUACUAGAUCGGGUUAGCAAACUGUGGCUCGCGAACCACACGCUAUACUCUAUGACAUUUCAGUCGCCAAACAAAAUUAAGCGCUUGGUGUAUUUUGGUCAAUCACAUCAACAUCUGUAGAUCUCCACCAACCACCAAUUAAGCCGAUAACUCGCAGACAUCACAAUCACAACUUGGCAAUCUCUAAGGCCGCUCGUACACGUCCAUUGUUUUCACCGGACAGCGGACCGGGUUAAGCGAUUACGUCCAGUUUGGUAUGUGGCUACCGGCAGCUACAUGCAUCUACCCAUGACGUGGCCUAACUUAACUUGAUCAGGGCGAGUGCAUCCACCAGGGGACUUAUUCAAGAUGUACAACUGUCAGCUAGAUUUCGCAUCCACAUCCAAUCAACUCCACUUAAUGUCCACAAGAUGUUGGACCCAAUUGCUAGGGCUGAGCGACAGUAGAUACAUUUGUG